AUGCCUAAAUCAACUUACUUGAGUGAAAACUUUCAAUCGAAACAUUAUCACAGCGUUCGUCCAACGUACCCUGCUUCUUUAAUACAAUUUAUCUUAGAUUACCAUAAGGGUAAAAAGGACAUCUUGAUCGACGUAGGCUGCGGUACUGGGAUUGCCACUUCUUUAUUUGCACCUCAUUUCAAGAAGGCAAUCGGUAUCGAUCCUUCUGAGAGUAUGCUAAGAACUGCAAUCUCAAAUAACAGCCAAGCUAAUGUUGACUUUGUAAAAUACUACGGAGAGGAUAUUGACAAGGUUGUCAAUAAUGACGUUGAUAUGGUUAUCGGNNCUGAGAGCAUACAUUGGUGCGAUCUUGACAAGCUUUUUACCAAGGUUAACAACGUGUUAAGAACCGACGGUACCUUUGCUUUCUGGUUUUACAUCCAACCUGAAUUUACUGAUUUGGGCCCUGAGGCAAAUGAAAUUUAUUGGAAAUAUUGCUACGGCGAUGAGUUUAUGGGAAGCCAAUUGACUGAUUUUCAGAGAAGUUUUUUUAACGCUUUUGGAGGUGUUGAUCUUUUCAAUAAGUUAUCAACCAUUUUUGCAGAUGUUACUUUCAAGUCUCGCUGCAAUUAUGUCAGAAAUCAUGAUGUCGAAGAGUUACAAAAGAUUUCCAAGGAGGAUACAUCCUCCACAUCACCUUAUUUCAUCAAAUCCACAACUACAUUGACAGGGUUGAGAGAUUUUGCAAGAAGCUGGAGUAUUUAUAGUGCUUAUAAGUAA
This is a messenger RNA of Kazachstania africana CBS 2517, 759 nucleotides long. RefSeq names its product class I SAM-dependent methyltransferase. The transcript has a single exon. Gene Ontology annotation, molecular function: S-adenosylmethionine-dependent methyltransferase activity. The coding region runs from base 1 to 759 and encodes 252 amino acids. Lineage: Eukaryota; Fungi; Ascomycota; Saccharomycetes; Saccharomycetales; Saccharomycetaceae. The record is from RefSeq and is a predicted model, not a curated record.